AUGUUUCAACAACAACAGCAACAAGAGGAAAACUAUUUACAGCCUCACAAUUUCCACAAUUGCAAUGCCACACUCAAUGAAUCUAUGUUUUUCAAUCCUGAUACCGCACAAGAAAUUUGCCCGGGUAUUUGGUUAGGGCCGUAUACUUCAUUAUUAACUACACCUCAAGUGACCAAUUUGCGUUAUGCACCUCCUCCACAAUCGCAGCUGGCAGGAGGAGGAUACAAUUUUAUCUCCAACAACAAUAUCAAGAUUAUUGUCAAUUGUGGUUCAACUUUGGAAUUUCUUGAUUUGAUUGAAAAUUCACCUCAUAUUUCCAUCUCCUCGGAUGUUUUAGUAUUGAGUUUAGAUCCAUCAUUUGAUGCGUCAAUGUCUCCUCAAGGAAAUGAGUUGAUUCAAAGGUUUACUCGAGAUUAUAGUAAAAUCCUACAAAACUAUAUGAAUUCAUUCUAUUUCAAUAAUCCCAAUGCCAAUAAUUUGAUUCAUAAUUUACCAUCAAAUCAUAAUUUAUCCAUUGACUCCCCCAUACUAAAUGGAUCAAAUUUAAAAUUACAAUUUUUUAAAUUAAUUCGAUUAAUUUCAUUAUUUAAAUUAAUAAACUAUGAUUUACAAUGUCUUUUCGUAUCUGAAGAUGGUAAUGGUUCAUUAUCUACUGGAUUGACCAUUGCUUAUCUUAUGGAUUGUUAUCGAUAUAAUUUUCAAAAUUCAUUUAAAUUGAUUCAUGAACGACGUUCUACUAUAAGACAAUUACAAUUGAAUUUUUAUGAUGAUUUAUUGAUUAUUGAAAAUUUAAAGAAAUUUUAUUGGGAAAAUAUUGAAUUAAAGGGGAAAAAUCCUAAUUUGUUGAUGAAUGGGUUUAAGAGGUCUAUGGGAAGUGGUAAUGAGAGUGGAUCUACCUCUGUUGAUGAUGAAAAUGGAGGAGGUGGUGGUGAUGAGAUUAUGGUUGGUGGUGAUAGAAAGAGAAAACUACAUUAG
Molecule: messenger RNA, 975 nt
Organism: Lodderomyces orthopsilosis Co 90-125
Lineage: Eukaryota; Fungi; Ascomycota; Pichiomycetes; Serinales; Debaryomycetaceae
Exons: 1
Coding region: 1-975 (324 amino acids)
Biological process (GO): negative regulation of SCF-dependent proteasomal ubiquitin-dependent catabolic process; negative regulation of protein binding; regulation of ERK1 and ERK2 cascade
Cellular component (GO): nucleoplasm; cytoplasm
Molecular function (GO): F-box domain binding
Source: RefSeq, a predicted model, not a curated record